CUUUCAUCCCCUCUCUGUCUCUCUCCCACAAGUCAUCGAAUCUUGUCCCUUUGCUCCUCUGCGUUUUCUUACAUCUAUACUUCAUACCCAUUUCCUGUUUCACCGUCUCUGCUUCUCUACUAACUCUCUCUUCCUUCUCAAGAAAGAGUUUCGAUUUUCUGUAUAUAGGUCUCUGCUCUUGGUGUGGUUGGUGUUUGAUAUCGUUUUUCUUUGAUCGGUGAGAUCUAAUCCUAGCCAGUGGAUAUUAGCUGCAGCCUGUUUCACGUGGGUAGCUAUUUCAGUUCUGUGAGAUUAUUAGGGUUUAGGUGAUGAAGAGAGAGGAGAAGAUACUGGAACCUAUGUUUCCUCGACUUCAUGUGAACGAUGCUGACAAAGGAGGAGGACCUCGAGCUCCUCCUAGAAACAAGAUGGCUCUCUAUGAGCAGCUUACCAUCCCUUCUCAGAGAUUUACUGAUCAUGGUUCCUUGCCACGUAACACCAACACUUUGUUUCCGUCUAACCAGCCUUGUGGCGUGGAAAGAAACUUGUCUCCGCAGCAUCUUGAUUCUUCAGCUUCUAGCCAUGUAACCCAAACGUCCUUCAUGGAAAACGUGACAACAACUUUAGCACAUCGUCGCCAUCAAAGGAAAACGCUAAGAGAGGAAGAUGAUUUUGCGGUUCCAGUAUAUACUAAUAAUAGCUCAAGAAGAUUUGGUAGAACCAAGAGUGGGACUAAGAAGGAAAAACGCACUACAUUGGUUACAGAGGAAUUGGAUCUUGAAAAAUCAGCAUCGAGUUUUGAAAGAGUAAAUGAUUAUAAUGCUUCCUUUAGACAAGAGUCUAGAAGUAGGUUAGACCGAGAUAUGGAUGAAACUCAUAAUGGAGUUGAAUCUCAUGACAAUCUUAAUGAGAUCGAUAAUGUUGGUGGGCACUGCAGAAGUGGAAAAUACGUCUCUAUGCAGCAUAUAAAUGAAGAGGCAUGUGAUGAUGACUUAAUGGGUUCUUCUUUAUCCAGCGUAGUAGACGUCUCUCCUGAUGAAGUUGUGGGAGUGUUAGGUCAAAAACGUUUCUGGAGAGCAAGGAAAGCUAUUGCCGAUCAACAAAGAAUAUUUGCGGUUCAACUAUUUGAGUUGCACAGACUAAUUAAGGUUCAAAGACUUAUUGCUUCAUCAUCGGAUGUCUUGCUGGAUGAGAUCAGUUAUCUUGGAAAAGUUUCUGCUAAAAGCUUUCCAGUUAAGAAGCUUAUAGUAAAGUCUCUGCUACCACACGCUACCAAACACAGAAGCAGCGACUCAGACAAGACUGACCAACAUAAAAUGGAAUGCUCAGCUGAGAACGUAGUUGGGAAGCUGUCAAAUCAACCGUCCAACCACAUGCCGUUUGCGACCAACCAAGCCGCUGUAAAUGGAUGUUACUAUCCUCCUCAGCCUCAGCCUCAGCCUCAGCCUCCUCCUUCGUCUGGAGGAAAUCAGCAAUGGUUGAUCCCUGUAAUGUCUCCUUCCGAAGGGCUAAUAUACAAGCCUCACCCAGGUCCAGGACACACAGGGCCGGCCUAUGGAGGUUAUUAUGGUCAUUUUAUGCCUGCACCGAUGGUCAUGGGUAAUGGCUACUUCCCUCCUUAUGGUAUAAUGCCAACCAUGAUGAACUCUUACGGUUCAGGCCAACAACAACAACAGCCCAAUGAGCAAAUAAAUCAGUUUGUGCAUCCUGGUAACCUUCAGUACGCAUCAUCUGUGAACACGCAACAACAGAGCUCCGUGAAUGAAGAGAUCUCACAACAACAGCCAACAAAAUCUUAUCCUAGGGCUAGAAAGAGCAGGCAAAGGAGCAUAGGAAGCAGUCCAAGUGGUCCAGAGGGUGAUGAUGACAACAAUGAGCCUGAGCAAAUGAUGACGACAACCACCACAACAACAAGAACAACUGUUACUCAGACAACAAGGGAUGGAGGUGGGGUGACGAGAGUGAUAAAGGUUGUUCCGCACAACGCCAAGCUGGCGAGUGAGAAUGCUGCUAGGAUUUUCCGGUCGAUACAAGAAGAACGUAAACACUACGACUCCUUUUCUAACCACUCUUAA
Eruca vesicaria subsp. sativa (arugula) is the source of this 2054-nucleotide messenger RNA. NCBI's taxonomy places the organism in Eukaryota, Viridiplantae, Streptophyta, Magnoliopsida, Brassicales, Brassicaceae. The record is from the annotation of a GenBank genome assembly.